This is a messenger RNA of Chrysochloris asiatica (Cape golden mole), 1025 nucleotides long. RefSeq names its product olfactory receptor 1L4-like. Gene Ontology annotation, biological process: G protein-coupled receptor signaling pathway. Bases 90 to 1025 code for a protein of 311 amino acids. The record is from RefSeq and is a predicted model, not a curated record. Gene Ontology annotation, molecular function: G protein-coupled receptor activity; olfactory receptor activity. Gene Ontology annotation, cellular component: membrane. NCBI's taxonomy places the organism in Eukaryota, Metazoa, Chordata, Mammalia, Afrosoricida, Chrysochloridae. The transcript has a single exon.
UUGAAAGUUAGGAAGGAGACUGUAUUGGUCACAGUAUAUUUUCAUCCUCCCCACUGCUCCUGUAAACACCAUCCAGGAAGUCUGGAGACAUGGAAAUAAAGAAUUACAACAGCAGUGCAUCAGGCUUCAUCCUUCUGGGCCUCUCCUCCAACCCUCAGCUGCAGAAGCCUCUCUUUGCCAUCUUCCUCAUCAUGUACCUGGUCACCCUGGUGGGAAAUGUGCUCAUCAUCCUAGCUAUCCACUCUGACUCCAGGCUCCAUACCCCUAUGUACUUUUUCCUCAGCAACUUAUCCUUCAUGGACAUCUGCUUCACAACAGUCAUUGUUCCCAAGAUGCUGGUGAACUUACUAUCAGAGACAAAGAUGAUUUCCUACGUGGGCUGCCUAGUCCAGAUGUACUUUUUCAUGGCCUUCGGGAAUACCGACAGCUACCUGCUGGCCUCCAUGGCCAUAGACCGACUGGUGGCCAUCUGCAACCCCUUCCAUUAUGAUGUAGUCAUGAACCCACGGCGUUGCCUUCUCAUGUUGCUAGUGUCUUGCACCAUAUCUCACCUGCAUGCCUUGCUCCGGGUGCUGCUUAUGUCUCGCCUGUCUUUCUGUGCCUCCCAUGUCAUUAAGCACUUUUUUUGUGACACACAGCCUGUGCUAAAGUUGUCUUGUUCAGACACAUCCUCUAGCCAGAUUGUGGUCAUGACUGAGACCCUGGCUGUCAUCGCGACCCCUUUCCUGUGUACCCUCUUCUCCUACGUGCGGAUAAUCGUCACCGUGCUCAGAAUCCCCUCUGCAGCUGGGAAGUGGAAGGCCUUCUCUACUUGUGGCUCCCACCUCACCGUAGUGUCCCUGUUCUAUGGGAGUAUCAUCUAUGUCUACUUUAGGCCCCUGUCCAUGUAUUCAGUUGUAAAGGACCGAGUAGCCACAGUUGUGUACACAGUGGUGACACCCAUGUUGAACCCUUUCAUCUACAGCCUGCGGAACAAAGAUAUGAAGAGAGGUUUGGGGAAGUUAAGGAACAGAAUCCACUCAUAG